Hevea brasiliensis (rubber tree) is the source of this 2159-nucleotide messenger RNA. Its product is annotated as transcription factor GTE12. The transcript has 11 exons. The coding region runs from base 206 to 1891 and encodes 561 amino acids. The record is from RefSeq and is a predicted model, not a curated record. Gene Ontology annotation, molecular function: protein binding. Lineage: Eukaryota; Viridiplantae; Streptophyta; Magnoliopsida; Malpighiales; Euphorbiaceae.
GCAGGAGUUAGGGUUGUACAAAACCCUAGGCCUCACUCUCUGUGCUCUACUUUAAACCCUUUCUCUUCUUUACUUUCUUUUUCCGUCGCUUUGAUCUCUCUGUAGCAUUGCGAUCUUCAACCUUUCUCUAUCUGCGUCUCUUUGCGUUAUUAGAAUCGAGCAAUCCAGAGUUUUCUCGGUCUCUUAUUCUAUAUCGUUCUUCAGAAUGAUUGCUGCUGAAACUGUAGUAGGAAAGAAGUUGAAAAUAAAGUUUUCUACCAAAAGAAUAGAAUAUGUUCCUGGGAUAAGGGAAUGUGAGUCUGGGCGAAAUGUGGACAAGAACUAUCAUUCUCAGGCAUGUGACAUGCAGAAUACGAAGCUGAAACCUGUGGUGCCUGGGGCUAAUAAGCGUGGCCCAUUGUGGGAAGUAGAGGGCCGACCAGAGAAGAAGCGGAAGAUGGGCCGCUGUGUCACACAUCAGUGUUUUUCCAUUCUAAAAUCUCUGAUAAAUAAUCCAUCUGGUUGGAUUUUUAGGGAACCAGUGGAUCCAGUGGCACUGAAAAUUCCCGACUAUUUUUCAAUUAUAUCAAAUCCUAUGGAUUUAGGGACAAUAAAAUCUAAGCUGGAGAAGAAUCAGUAUUCUGGAACUGAAGAGUUUGCUGCUGAUGUCAGACUGACAUUCUCAAAUGCUAUGCUAUAUAAUCCUCCAACAAAUUAUGUCCACCAAGUGGCAGAGUCACUGAAUAAGAUUUUUGAGACUAAGUGGAAGUCACUACAGCAAAAAUGGAAUCAUGAAAUAUCAGAGUCUGGUGGUGGAAAAAUUUUGAGCAGGAAGCCAAAGGAAAUUAGUGCCACAAGACAGAAUUGUCCUGAAACAUCCCGUUUGCGCAAUGUUCUUUUACCCAAGAUGUCAAAACCAUCUGAAUACAAGGCAAUGAGGAGUUCUUCAAAUGCAAAAGCUGCAGAAGUAAAGCUUUUUAAGCCUGCAGAAAACUGCAUGCACAAGGCAUUACUGCUAAAUUCUUGCAAAGGCACUAGUGGUGGCAAAUGUGCUUGUUGCCCUGUCAGUGUCAAGCCAUCGAGCCCAGUUGUUAGUGAAUGUGUUACAAGUGUUAGAAGUGCUUUUCAAUGUUGCCUUCCCAGUGACUCAACCCAUGCUUCCUCUGAUAUAUCUUCUGAGAGGUCAUUGAGCAGAGAUGAUACUGCAUGUGGCACUGAUGCCUCAAAACUGGAUUAUCAUGGGAAAAGCAUGUCAGCUUCACAGAUGAGCAAGUCAGAUCCAGAUUCUGAUGGGGCUGUAAGUACUUUGGAUGAUGAAAAUGCAUACCCUAGUUUACAGCUCAUUACUCCUGCAACAGACGCAACUUCUCGAGAAGGAUGGAGACCUACUUGUGAUGUACAACUGUCUCCAGCAAAGGCCCUUCGUGCUGCAAUGCUAAAGUAUCGAUUUGCAGAUACUAUCUUAAAAGCACAGCAUAAGACACUUCUAGAUCAUACUUUUUCUUGUUAUCAGGGUGAUAAGGCUGAUCCUGUGAAGAUGCAGCAGGAGAAGGAAAGAUUGGAAAGGAGGCAGCGUGAAGAGAAGGCUUCGAUUGAAGCCCAAAUGAGAGCUGCUGAAGCUGCCUCACAAAAGAGGGAAGAACUGGAAUUGAAAAUACAUAGGGAGAAAGAAAGAGAAGCAGCUCGAGUUGCAUUGCAGAAGAUGGGAAAAACUGUCAACAUUGAGCAGAACCUGGAGAUUCUAAAAGAACUUGAGAUACUUAGUGGGGGUUCCCUAUCAUAUAAUUUUCGCAUUGGAGCUUACUCGAGGAGCCCACUGGAGCGGUUGGGUUUGUUUAUAAAGGAUGAUAUUUGGGAUGAGGAUGAAAUGGUAUUAAAUGGGGAGGAAGAGGAAGGAGAAAUAUUUCCAUGAAUAUUUGACCAUUGACUGUUAAUGAGAAAUUCUAUUUUAUUUUUUCCCUUUCUGUCUGUUAAUAGGUUGGCAGUGAGGAGCACAAGAGAAACAUUAUUUGUAAAUGAAUGUAUUUUUGUAGGAACGAGUUGGGGUUGGCUUUGUAAUCAAUGGUAGUGUUUAUAGGAGGAUGAAUAUAAAAUAGUUGAAUCUUUUAACUUUGAUACUCUUUUCGUUGCUUGAUGUUAGCCAAGAAAAAGAAGAAAGCGUUGUACUGACGCCUUUCAUA